AAGCUUUUUUUCCUGAUGUGUGAUGUCCCUCUAGGACAAAAUAUUGAAAGUGAUUCAGUUUCUGGUGUAUUGGUUAGUUAGAUCAGAUCAAUGAGCUUGAGUGAGCCAUGAGUAAACGUCAGAAUCCACAAGAUUUCCUCAAGCAUAUCAUUGGAAAACCAGUGAUGGUGAAGCUCAAUUCUGGUGUUGAUUAUCGAGGGAUCCUGGCCUGCCUCGACGGUUACAUGAACAUCGCCCUGGAGCAGACCGAGGAAUACGUGAACGGGCAGCUGAAGAACAAGUACGGAGACGCCUUCAUCCGGGGCAACAACGUCUUCUACAUCAGCACACAGAAGAGACGGUUGUGAGGACCGACCGUGCGGGACCGUUCCGUCGUGCGGAUGUCGUGGAGGUGCAUCUCGCCGUGGGGAAAGAAGGCGAAGAUGAAACCCCUUGCAUCUCAAGUCCUCUCCACCUAUCUCUCUAAACAUCAUUGUCCCCCUUGGACUUCUUUCUUCCUCAAGUACUCGGAGGUGGUGGACGACCAGUGCGGGCGGAGUCACUUCAACUGGCCGGUGGAUGGUGUCAACUACCACGUCCUUCGAACCGGUUGCUUCCCCUUCAUCAAGUAUCACUGUACCCGGAGACCUCCAGCCGACCUCUCUCUCGAGGAUCGAUUCUUUUAUUGUCUCAAAAUUGUAAAUCUUGGGAUCCCAUGUCUUGCGUACGGGUUGAUAUCCUGGUGCAUGGUGACGCACGUUGAGAAGUUGGAAGUUCCUCCAGCCGACAGAAAGUUUCAUCGUCCCCAUCGUCAUGUCUCGAUCCUGUUCCUCUACGAAGAAGACAAAGGCUCCCUAUAUUGACCUGUUGUUCUUCGCAGCCGUCACGGUCUCCGCCGGGAUCUUCGCCAGAGGUUUCCUCCUCACGCGUUCCGCCCUCGAGCAUCAGACUCCUCUGGACUUCUGCCCAGAGUGCGCGGGACUGAAGAGAUUCCAGAGAGCCGUGAUCCUCGUGGUCGACGCCCUCCGCCUCGACUUUCUUCUUCCCUCCCCUUCCGCCACCACCCAUCCGUAUCACGACGUCCUCACACUUCCCUGGCAGUUAUGGACGAAAUCCCCCAACCGGACUCUCUUGAUGGGCUUCCAGGCCCACGCGCCGACCACGACCCUCCAGCGCCUCAAGUCCCUCGUCACCGGGGGCUUCCCGACGUUCAUCGACGCCGGCGCCAACUUCUUCGCCGAGCGCAUCUCCGAAGACAACCUCGUCUCCCGGUUGAACGCCAGCGGGAAGAGACUGCUCCACAUGGGAGACGACACCUGGAACCUCCUUUUCGGCUCCGACUCCUUCGUCCGCACUCAUCCCUUCCCCUCCUUCGACGUGAUGGACCUGGACACCGUGGACGCCGGGAUCCGGAAGGUCCUCGCCCCGGAGCUGAAGACCCGCGACUGGGACGUCCUCGUCGCCCACUUCCUCGGCGUCGACCACUGCGGCCAUCGCUACGGCCCUCGACACCCGGAGAUGCGUCGGAAGCUCAAGGAGAUGAACGACGUGCUGACCCUCGUCGUGGACGACCUGGACGACGACACCCUCCUCGUGGUGAUGGGCGACCACGGGAUGACCGAGACCGGCGACCACGGCGGCGACUCCCUCCCGGAAGUCUCCUCCGCCCUCCUCCUCUAUUCUCGGACUCCCUUCGGCUCGGGUCGGGAUCCCGACACGGUCCCCCUCGUGGACCAGAUCGAUCUGGUCCCGACGCUGGCCCUCCUCCUCGGCGUGCCGAUCCCGUUCUCGAACGUCGGGCGGGUGAUUCCCGAGGCCUUCGAGAACGAGCGGGAUCUCCUCGUCGCUCUCGGGGCCAAUCGGCGCCAGAUCCGGACUUAUCUCGAGGAAUACUCCAGGCACGGCUCGAGCGACUUCUUGCAGGGUCUGGCGUCCGCGGACGCGGAAGUGGACGCCGGUCCGACGGUGAAGGCGUUCGACGCGUAUUUCGAGCGCGUGAAGGAGGAGUGCGUGAAGGCGUGGGUGUCGUUCGAGCCCGGAUUCAUCUGGUCGGGCGUGGGGCUCGGUGCGGCGUGCUGCAUCGCGUGGGCGUGGAGGUGCGGGGUGGCUUGGCCGGGGCGCGUGGCGUUCGUGAGGCG
Messenger RNA from Darwinula stevensoni, 2117 nucleotides. The record is from the annotation of a GenBank genome assembly. Lineage: Eukaryota; Metazoa; Arthropoda; Ostracoda; Podocopida; Darwinulidae.